Polychytrium aggregatum is the source of this 1035-nucleotide messenger RNA. RefSeq lists its product as uncharacterized. The transcript has 4 exons. Bases 173 to 889 code for a protein of 238 amino acids. Lineage: Eukaryota; Fungi; Chytridiomycota; Chytridiomycetes; Polychytriales. The record is from RefSeq and is a predicted model, not a curated record.
UUAUUGACCCGAUCGACGCCGACUCUGUUGGACUGUUCAGGGUGUGGUCUUCAAGCUUCUGACGGGAAUCGCCUCAAUCGGAUUUCUGCUGCUGAUUUACCUGUGCUUCACCGAGGAGCCCUCCGAGGGAAUCAAGAAAGUCGGUGGCGAGAAGCAAAGCACUCUGACGCGCAUGUCCAAGACGGCCCGGAAGAUUGCCAGUCCGCGCAUGGUUGCAUUGACGCCAAUGUUCUACAUGCAGUCGGUUCAGCAAGCCUUCUACAAUGCCACCUUCCCCCUCUUUAUCGCAAGCUUUCACGAUCCAAACACUGAUCUCUCGAUCAAGCUCUAUCUAGCUGGAACUUUGGCUCUGGCGAGCUCCUGCGUUGCCCUGGUCUUGACCAAAGUUGGAUAUAGGCUUCGGUCUCUCCACCUCUUAUCGGCCGUCUGGGCAAGUCAAGCUCUGGCUUUGCUUCUAGUCCUCUUUCUCCGACCUGUCAACAAUCUGGCGGCGCUGUUUCCUAUCGGAAUCAUCCUCGGAGUGACCGACGCGGUCAUCCGCACUCAAAACUUCAUCCUGAUCAACGAGAUGUUCCCUGAGGCCGCCGACACACCGUCUGCGUUUGCAUGUUUCAACUUUCACCAGUCUCUAGGCCUGGGUAUAUUCUUUAUAUCCUCAAAGUACUUGCUUGGCCCCGACCGAGUGCCGAACAUGGCGGUCUGGGUGCCCCUUCAGAUGGGCAUAUUCUUAAUUGCCGUGAUCGGCGUUGGCAUGGGCCAGCGAUGGUACUCGCCCAGAUCUCAGCAUGCAACCUCUGCGCCGCUUGAAGAAGUCGUCAAGAUCGAAGAGGACAGCCUUGGGAUUGCCCUCGAUGAUACGAUCGCCACCCGCGAUUCUUCCAAGAUGUGAUUCUAUGACGUAUUCUUCUGACCGUAAUCGACCGUGACACUGCGCAGGGUGUUUGAUGUACCCGACCUCAGCCUUCCGGCGCUGACAGACAAUCCCCGGGACAAUCCAUUGUCGUUCGCGCACCCCAAUAGAGACAAGAUGAUUGC